AUGUCCAGAGUCAAGUCAGGCAUUGUGGACCCUGGUUAUCGCUUUCUGAAGCCCACACUGUUGGUCAAUGUGACCACCCCUGAACGAAAGAAGAUGUACAUGUUGAAUUGGCUCUCUGCUCAUCUGGCUUGGAUGAAUCGAGUUGACAUUUGGUCUCUGCAGAAGAACCCUUCCCCUCAGAUGUGGAGUCACUUCCUCAAUGGUACUGACACAGAGCACUUGCCCUCUGGCACCCAGAGGGCAUCCAUGAAGUUGGCAGUUCAGGAAAUUUUGGGGGACAUCAUUCAAACAGCUCAUGAUGAUCCUGUUCAUAUGUUGGAAGAGAUUGAGUGGAGGGGAAUGCAGGUUAACCCACCCCUUCAUUUCACACAUUCCCUUUUAUGGGAACUCUAUGAACUCAACUUCUGCUAUGAACUUCAUGCACUCAAUCAGGCCCUUGUCCCACAGCUUUGGCCUGAUAGCCUAGAUAAGUAUAUGUGCCAAUCACUUCUUUGGUCUAUCUUCCCUGUUGGAUGUGGUCUUUCAAGUUGGUUGGUGCCUCUUCCUCAGGAGCUGUGUGAUUUAGGGUUGACUGCUAGUGAGAUGGAGGUGGCAUUGCCCUAUCUGAACAAGUUCUGUCAGUUGCUAUCUGCAUGGCCAGGAGCGCCCUUUCAUUUGAAGUCCCCAAUCAAGCUGGAUGGCUCUGGCAACCAAGCAGCAUACAAAGCCUUCAUCUUGGCUUGUGAAUUCUACAUCCAAACUGCAUUUGAUUAUCUUGGGUGUCAACCAUUCCUCCCCCACAUUUUUACCUUUGUCUGA
Messenger RNA from Pisolithus orientalis, 798 nucleotides. RefSeq lists its product as uncharacterized. The transcript is spliced from 2 exons. Bases 1 to 798 code for a protein of 265 amino acids. The record is from RefSeq and is a predicted model, not a curated record. Lineage: Eukaryota; Fungi; Basidiomycota; Agaricomycetes; Boletales; Pisolithaceae.